Suillus subalutaceus is the source of this 1704-nucleotide messenger RNA. RefSeq lists its product as uncharacterized. Lineage: Eukaryota; Fungi; Basidiomycota; Agaricomycetes; Boletales; Suillaceae. The record is from RefSeq and is a predicted model, not a curated record. Gene Ontology annotation, molecular function: heme binding; peroxidase activity. The coding region runs from base 1 to 1704 and encodes 567 amino acids. The transcript has 9 exons.
AUGGUUGCUGGGGGCAAGCCGGUGGAAGGAAGGGCUCGACCACCCCCUUACAGAUGGCAUGAGCAUUUCGGCUUUCGUGAUGGGAUCUCCCAGCCUUGUCUACAGCAAGUCUUUCCCGGAAAUGGCGUUUGUACCGCAGGACUUCAAUAUUCCGUCAGGGGUCUUGUUAUUCCUCGCGCUGGUCAGGUUCAAGUUGAUCCUGGAGUGAUUAUUAUGGGUUACCCAGGCGAUCCUGUGCGGGAUGAUCCGACUACCAAAGUGAAACGUCCGGCCUGGACCGAGGACAGGUCGAUUUUGGUGUUCAGGAAGCUCGAACAAUCUGCUAUCUCUCUUUGGAGGAUUGUGUGCAGAGGAAUGGACCUUGUUGGCGCGAAUUUAUUCCCGGAGGUGGUAUAUCUCCUCCGCUCAGCAAACAAGAGGCUGAAAAUCUCUUCGGGCCACUGGUUAUUGGGGGGCGCACCCAUUGCCAAAUGCCCCUUCCGCGACAAUCAAAAAAUGGCGCUUGACCCAAACCUCAACAAUGACUUUGAUGACUUAAUCGCGCCACGUAAUUUGUAUCCUCACAUCGACGCUAAAUUCCUCGGAUCUGGUUCGAUCGUACGUGCAGGCCUUCCGUAUGGCGACGAGGUUACUGAUCAAGAACGACGCGAUGUAGCAGGCCGAAAGCAUGAGUUGCCUCACGGGCUUCUGUUCAAUUGCUAUAUGACCAGCUUGGCCCAAGGAUUCGUUCGUGGUAUGAUUGGAUACGCGCGAAAUGAUUACUGGCCUGUGACAUCUCUGGUGCCACAGAAGAAGGGUCAGGACCCUGUAAUUGGUAGCCCGCUUGUGUAUACACCUGCUCAGCUCGAAGGCACAUCUCCCUUAGUAAAUUCCAGGAAUAAAGUCGACCUACAACUCACCGGUGCGGAUGGUACAACGUUCGAGAUGUGCGGAUUCGCUAAGGUUACCCCUAAGGGUGUGAUUCCACCACCCGGUGAACCGAACCACUACUUCAUUUCUGGGAGGAGAGGAGAAUCCUUUUUUGUUCCUUCUGUCUCGACCUUAAAAAGUUGGGCUAGCGCAACCACUACUGCGACGUAUAAGCUAGACAUUGUUUUCCUCCUCGAUGCGACGGGUAGUAUGCAAGUCUAUAUCGAACAAGUACAAACACCAUCCUGUCGCUGUGGCGAUUUAAGAUUUGGACUUAUGGCAUUCCGCGACCACCCCACGCAAGAUUCCACGUACAUCACCUGCCAACACCCUUUCGUCUCUGACGUUUUUGUUAUCAAGGCAGAUCUGGCAAAUCUGCAAGCAGACGGCGGUGGUUACGGACCCGAAGCUCAGUGUGAUGUGUUCGCUUGUGUCCUGAAUGCGGGAUGGAAGGACGAAGCCACCGAGGUCGCUAUACCUAUCACAGACCAUGUUGGUUUAUUCCAUCCAAAUCACCCUCUCAAUCUCGCCAAUAGCCAGUCUUUGCACUUGCUUACUCUUGCCAAGCAGAGGCUCUGCUCGCAGCUCCGGAUCUCACCCAAAUCAUACCCUGUCAUCAAGGUGACCAUCAUCCUGGAUCUCGUCAAGAUUGAUGUGAACAAGAUGAAUCGAGUAUGGGACUUCUCGGUGCACAUUAGUUUCCUCAAAAUCACACCUGACCCGCCGCAUGCCGUUGCUCAGGAUACCUUCGAUGACGUUCCUCAUUGGCUCGACAAUCGCUCGCGUGGAAAGUGA